CCGCCCAGCAUUCCUCCUAAUUGCUUGCCACGUGGCCUCGGCUCUCCAUAGGAACCUCCCAGGCAGCCAUCCUCUCUCGCAUGCACGCGAGUCGUUUCCGCCCCUCUCGCCCCAGGCCUCCCCCCCCAACCAUGAAUCCGCCCCGCUCCGCCCCGCUCCGCCCUGGUCGGCCUCCAUCUUCACCCAACGCUUAUGCGCAUGCCUUAUCUCCCCCUCCCCGCAUGGCUCGUUGGCGCGCGCCUCCGCGGAAGCAGAGGUCGCGGGGGAGCGGGAGAGGGGAAAGGGAAAGGAAGGGGCUGAGCGCGCAGUGCGGCAGCAGGCGGAAAAUGUGUCGCUGCCGCCGCCGAACCUCCUCGCAAUACUAGUAGUAGUAGCCGCGCCAGCUCCGCCGUCGGCUCGCCGAGCGGCAAUGUCUGUUCCGCCUCGGCCCUGUGGUAGCAGCUCAUAAGGCAACGGGCUGAUACCUACUAGGUAAGCUCCAGCACUCCAGUAGCAUCCUUUGGCUUUCAGUGCACCUCUCAGCUGCGCAACUGAGGCGCAACUGGAGACAUCAUUUUAGCUGCCAAAUUUCAGUGUACCUCUCAGCUUGUGUCUCAGUGAGUCGUGGCUAUGGCGGGGACGGCGAGGCUUCUGGUGACGGCGAUUGCGCUGCUUGCAGCGGUCACGGCUGUGUCCGCGUUUGGGCGAUACAGGAACGACUACAACGAUUAUCAAGAGGUGCAACAGGGCAGUGCAAGACAGGAGCAGGGCAGGCCUGCCUCAGGGUUUGGGAAAGUGGAAAAUAUGGAUGAAACAGUUGCACAGUCGGGGUUCUUGUACCUGUCGUCCUUACCUGCUGGUCUAAGCAAGCUCAUGCCUCCAGUUGUCAACAUCUAUAUCCUGCUUAUCCACGUGUAUCUGGCAUGGAGCACCGUGGUUCUUGUGCUCUGGUCCCUGGGCCUUUCCCACACUCACGUCCGUGCAUGGGUGCAUACGCAUGGACUGACUGCCAAGGCCACUGUUCACAAGCUAAAACUACGUUCAGUCAGUUUCGUGAGCAGUCAAGCCAGCUCGGUGUAUCUGGUUAUCAGAAAUCUUUAUGUUUCGAUUUGCAAGAUGAUGGCGGAAUCAGCAGUACAGGAAACAAAGCUUCACAACUUAUCCGAGCAGGUCACGGAUCUCAAGGCUGAAAUGACCACGCGGAUGAGCGAGAUGCUGCUGCUGCUGCAGGCAGUGAGGCAGGAGGUUCAGGAUGGUCGUCAGGUGAAGCCGACAGAGGCAGAUGAAUGGAAAGAGCUUCGGAAUGGGCUGAGUUCCAAAUUAGAAGGGAGGAUGGUGCAGGAAGAGGAGAUGAGGAAGGAGGAGGGGUGUGGGAGAAUGGAAACAGAAGAAAAGUUUGAUGGGUUUUCAGCAGGUGAGGGAUGUGUGAUUCAAGAUGACUUAUCUUUGUCAGGGAGGCAAUUUCUGGAUGAGGUGGUGGAGGAGUAUAGCAAGGAGAUGGAGGAGGAGAGGAUUGGACGGGUUGGUGGCAUGAGUAAGGCACAUCAUGCAGAGGUGGUGAAACGGGAUGAUGGAAAAGAGAGAGUAGAUGCGGUUAUGAGGCAGCAGGAAGAAGGGAGGGCUGAAGUGGGGAGAACUGCAGAUUAUCCAAAGGCUGACGUGGAUGGUCUUGCGAGUGAGGUGGAUAGGGUGAAGGAUGAGGUGGAGGGAUUGAAGACUGACGUGGCACGUAGGGCUAGAAUGGAGGAGAGAAGUAAGGAGGUCAAUGAUCUGAGGAGAGGGGUGGAGGAGGUCAAAGGUGAGAUGAAAGCUGAGAUGGGAAGGCGGAUGCCUGAUGAUGAGCUGGAUGAGAGGAAUGGGAUGAACGAUUUGAGGAACGCAAUGGAAGACCUUAAAGUAGAGAUGAAUCUGAGGAUGACGCUGGCUGAGGAGCAAAGGAAGACAGCGAUGCUGGAAUGGUUGGAAGAUUUGAAGCAUCAGGUGAAGGAGUGGAAGGCGGAGGUGACAGGAGGGUUGGAUGAUCUGAAGCAACGGAUGGAUGAGGGGGGAAGCCAGGCAAGGGAGAAGAUGGAUGACUUGAGGUGUCAGGUGGAAGAGGAAAAGGCGGAGAUGACAAAGGGGCUGGAUGAUAUGAAGCAACGGAUGGAUGAGGGGGAGAGGGAUGCGAUGGGGAAGAGGGGUGCGCUUGCUGAAUGUGCGUUGGACAACCAGGAGAGUUUGUCUGAUUUGAGCACUCGGUUGGAUGGUUUCCAAGAAAUUACCACCAGGAUUGAUGCUGAAAUCAAAUCAUUGUGGGAGGCGUUUCACAGUGUCGGGCUGUAAACAAGAUGCAUAUGGUGAAGCAACUAACGUGCUGUGCUGGCCUUGGGGUCUCUCAUUCGGUCACCAGCCAUGUCUACCCAGAGCGGCAGCGCAUGGGGUAACCGUAAAAAUGCCUAGCAUGUUUAUGCAAGCCGUGAGGCAAGGCUAUUGGGGGGGGGGGGGGAGGGGGAGAGGGGGGCGGGGAGAGGAGGAUUGUGAUGGCUAACUUUCUCCCCAUGACAAUUUCUGCUGCACCUCGUCUACUCCAGCAACUGGGGCAAUCUUCCAACAGCAGCACCACGGCAACUGCGGUCAACGAAGCCCUGGCAGCGAUGGGGCUUGGGGCGGGGGAGCGCAGUCAGGGGAGGGGUUUGGGUUUGGAGGCAGUGUGGUGGGGAUGAAGGAGUGGUGGAAUGGUGUUGAGAAGGCGAUUAAGGGCUGGGAGAAGGUUCCCCUAGCAGUUUUUAAGAUGUUUGCGAAAGGUUCCGAUGGAUUUCUACAGUGAAUUGGUGAAGGUUCUGGUGAGGUGGUCAAGAAGCUGGGCUGGGGAUAGGUGAUGCGUGGGGGAAGGAAGGCUACUAGUUGAAGGGGGGAAGAAGGGGGGAAACAUACUGUAGAAUUUUCGACCAAUCAUGUUAGCUGGCAGUGGCUUUUACUCAGGCCCAUAGUUAUCAGGCUUUUUACGCUGAUUUUGCUUUCUUUCAGGGUGUUCUCUUGUACCGA
Closterium sp. NIES-67 is the source of this 3003-nucleotide messenger RNA. The record is from the annotation of a GenBank genome assembly. NCBI's taxonomy places the organism in Eukaryota, Viridiplantae, Streptophyta, Zygnematophyceae, Desmidiales, Closteriaceae.